AUGCUUGUCACCAGGCAGUUUGAUACCACCGAGCAGAGCCACUGGUCUUAUAGCAAGUUCGAGACCUCCCUUCACAAGCCUCCUACUACACCUCCACGCAUGUCGAACCAAUUCGAGACUCCGUUGCCGACGCCUCCUGAGUGGCAGGGCCAGCAGUACUCAUAUCUGCCGGCUUCAGAGGGCAACGUCUUCUCGCAGGCAUACGAGACAGGCAAUGACGCCUCGGAACCACGCACCACAGAUAUCCAGACCAAGCAGGAGCCUAACACUGGAGCUGACAACCGCGGGCCCGCGGACCCUCUUGGCCUUCGACAGGUCAAGCAACCCACCCCGGAAGACGAACCUGAAGUCCAACAGCAACAACAACAAACACCGCAAGAGAAGAGACAAGAAAGCGUAGAGAAGACAGUAGAGCCCGUGGCUCAGGAUAACAUGGCUUCAACGGAGACACAGAGUGUGACGAUGGCAUCGAACCCGUCACCAGCAUCAGGCGACAUGCCCUCGAUUCAGAUUGAUAACGAUGAUGGUUCCUUGAGCAAGGAUGAAGAUGAUGAUGUGCUUGACGAUGAUGAUAUGCUUGAUGAUGGAGAAGGCGGCGCCCCCCAGACUGCCGCAGAGCGGACAGCAGCCCGCAGGAAGAUGAAGCGUUUCCGCCUCACACACCAGCAAACUCGGUUCUUGAUGAGCGAGUUCGCUAAGCAGCCGCAUCCCGAUGCCGCGCAUAGAGAACGCUUGUCUAGGGAAAUCCCUGGGUUGAGCCCACGUCAAGUCCAAGUUUGGUUCCAGAACCGUCGUGCCAAGAUCAAGCGUCUCACAGCGGACGACCGUGAUCGCAUGAUCAAGAUGCGCGCCGUUCCUGAUGACUUUGACAACGUCCAGGCUCUUCACUCUCCCUAUGGCGCUGUUCACGGCCUGGGCACUCCUUUGGCUUCGCCCAUGGGUUUUGGGGCUCAAUCCUACGCUGACCACAUGAUUCGGCCACUGAUGGUGGAUGUUCGGAGGGCAGAGGGUGGCGAAGAUCACAUCUCAUCUUCGGGAAUGAGCCCAGGCUUUGGUGGCAUGGCAUACACCCCUCCUGGAGCCAUGAGCAGCCCCGACAUCCUCUCUCCCAUGACCCCCAACUCAACCGGUGACCAUCGUUAUGGCUACGGCAGCCACCUGUCGCCAAUGGGACCCGGCCCCCGUACCUCAAACCCCUUCGCACGACAGGGCGCUCUCGAGAACUCAAUGUCGAUGCACCGUGGCCAGCCGGCGCGGCCUCUCCAGCCCCUUCAGCUGCGGGAGACUAUGUCGAGGUCUAGGUCAGACAACAUCCAAUCCCCGCUGCGGUCUAGCAUGUCAUGGAAGGGAGACUCGAUCGACUACAGCAGCUACCACCACGGAGCGAGUGGAAGCCCUCAGCUGAGCGGAAGGCAACAAUGUCUCUACCAGCCGGAUCAGAUGAGCGCCUCAUCAAGCAGCGGACUCUCCUACGAGUCCGGCUCAUAUUCUGGCAACUCAGCUCACUCGCCCCCAGGCAUGAACUACUCAAACUUCCAGUCCGCGCCGCCCAACCGCCUGCGCAGUCGUGCCUCCUCAGGCGCCGUUCCUCUCGGCCUUGACCUCCGCAAUCAGUACCGCUCCGUCGGUUCUGUCCCUCCCACAGGACACGCCUCCACCCCUCGUGCCUCAUCUGCCCAGUUCGCAACCUCCUCUGCCUACACCUCUAGCUUCCCCUCGGCGCCUCUCACCGCUCCCGUCGACUUCGCCAUGCCCCGCACACCCGGUGCUCGUCCCGGUGGCGUGCAGGACUACUCGAUGCCUCAGAUGAGCGCGCCCAUCGCUGCGCCCAAUGACUUUUCCCAAGCGUUCCACGCCAGCAUGAACACCUCCAACGCGAGGACGCCCAUGCGUGACUCUUUCGGCGGCGCCGGCGGUCCCAUGCCCCCUCACCCGCACCACGCGGACAGCCAGGGAGCCAGUAGCAGCAGCGAAUACCACCAGUCAAGAGGCGGAGAGGAGUACGGACAAGAUUUCGCACUCAAGAGGAAACGAAGCUUCAGCGGUGCAGCAGGGCCCGGUCCCGCCCCGGGAGCUCAGGCAUACGGAAGCGCGGCAUAG
Colletotrichum truncatum is the source of this 2100-nucleotide messenger RNA. Its product is annotated as Homeobox-leucine zipper protein HDG11. Gene Ontology annotation, biological process: cell differentiation; regulation of transcription by RNA polymerase II. The record is from RefSeq and is a predicted model, not a curated record. Gene Ontology annotation, molecular function: RNA polymerase II cis-regulatory region sequence-specific DNA binding. Lineage: Eukaryota; Fungi; Ascomycota; Sordariomycetes; Glomerellales; Glomerellaceae.